This is a messenger RNA of Anolis carolinensis (green anole), 3842 nucleotides long. RefSeq names its product THAP domain containing 12 (gene thap12). Gene Ontology annotation, molecular function: protein dimerization activity. The record is from RefSeq and is a predicted model, not a curated record. Bases 72 to 2366 code for a protein of 764 amino acids. The transcript has 5 exons. Lineage: Eukaryota; Metazoa; Chordata; Lepidosauria; Squamata; Anolidae.
GGGCGCAUGCGCGCUUUCCGCGGUGACGUCACCACCGGGAGUUUGUAGGCCUGCUUCUUCCCGCGCCGAGGAUGCCGAACUUCUGCGCCGCCCCGAACUGCACCCGCAAGAGCACCUCCGCCGACCUGGCCUUCUUCCGCUUCCCCAGGGACCCCGUCCGAUGUCAGCGGUGGGUGGAAAACUGCCGGAGGGCUGACCUGGAAGAUAAGACGCCCGACCAACUCAACAAGCAUUACAGACUCUGCGCCAAUCACUUUGAAACAUCAAUGAUAUGUAGAAGUAGCCCUUACAGGACAGUUUUACGAGACAACGCUGUGCCAACGAUAUUCGACCUCACGAGCCAUCUGAACAAUCCGCGCAGCAGGCACAGAAAAAGAAUCAAAGAGUUGAGUGAAGAAGAAAUACGAACAUUAAAGCAACGAAAGACUGAUGAACAUUUUGAGCAGGAAAAAGCAAAUCAAGAGUCCGUUGACAACGAUAUCCCAAACCCAGCCUCUGUGGAAGGAGGAGAUGAGCCCGUUGAAGAUGACAACCCUUUAACGCAAGAGGAGAGGGAAAAUAAAGACUACCUGAAAUCCUUAUUUGAAAUAUUAAUCCUGAUGGGCAAACAGAACAUUCCUUUGGAUGGCCACAAUGCGGACGCACUCCCCAAAGGCAUCUUCACGCCGGACAACUUCCAGGCCCUCUUGGACUUCAGGAUCAACUCUGGAGACGAGGUCCUGAGGAAGCGGUUUGAGACUAUGGCUGUGAACCUGGCUUAUUGCUCCAAGAUGGAUCAGAAGCAAAUGCUGGAGAUCUGUGAAAACUGCGUGCGCGAGGAGACCCUCCGGGAAGUCAGGGAUUCUCACUUCUUCUCCGUCGUCACAGAUGAGCUGGUGGAUCUCGCCGGCGAGGAACACUUGCCGAUACUGGUGAGGUUCGUCGAUGACUGUCACAACCUGCGGGAGGAAUUCAUCGGUUUCCUGCCUUACGAGGCAGAUCCUGAAAUCUUAGCCGUUAAGUUCCAUACGGCGAUUACUGAAAAAUGGGGCCUGAACAUGGAAUAUUGCCGGGGCCAGGCCUAUAUUGUCUCCAGUGGCAUUGCUUCCAAAAUGAAGACCGUGGCGACAAGGAUCUUAGAAAAAUACCCCCAAGCUGUAUAUACCUUGUCUGCUUCGUGUGCCUUGAACAUCUGGUUAGCCAAGUCGAUUCCAGUGACGGGUGUCUCUGUGGCGCUUGGAACAAUAGAGGAGGUUUGCUCGUUCUUUCGCCAGUCGCUGCAGUUGAUGGGGGAUUUGGACAACGUCGUCUCUCUUCUCUUCCAGAACAGCGAGGAGAAGGGGAAUGAAUUGAAGGAGAUUGUCCGUUCCGAUUGGACAGGGAGACACGAUACCUUUGAGAUCGUGGUGGACCUCCUGCAGGCCUUUGUGAUGUGCCUGGAUGGCAUAAAUGAUGCUGCUGUCCGGUGGAACAGUUCUGUUUCUGGCCAAGCGUACAUCCUUUCCACCGCAUUAGCAGAGUUUGACUUCAUUGUGACGGUGGUGAUCAUCAAGAACAUCCUCUCCUUCACAAGAGCCUUUGGGAAGAACCUCCAGGGCCAAACGUCGGAUGUCUUCUUUGCCGCCAGCAGUUUGACGGCCGUGUUGCAUUCCUUGAACGAGGUGAUGGAGAACAUUGAGGUGUACCACGAAUUCUGGUUUGAGGAGGCCACCAACCUGGCCAUGAAGCUGGACAUCCCCGUUAAGCUCCCGGGGAAAUAUUGCCGAGCCCAACAAGGGAACUUGGACUCUGAGAUAACGCCAGAAAACUACUACAAAGAAGCACUUAGCAUCCCCACUGUAGAGCACAUCAUCCAGGAACUGAAGGACAUCUUUUCGGAGCAGCAUCUUAGAGCGCUGAAGUGUUUGUCUUUAGUGCCUUCGGUCAUGGGGCAGCUCAAAUUCAACACAUCUGAGGAACAUCACGCCGACAUGUACAAAAACGACCUCACCAACCCAGAUACGUUGUCUGCAGAACUCCACUGCUGGAGAAUCAAGUGGAAACACAGAGGGAAGGAUAUAGAGCUGCCCACCACCAUUUACGAAACCCUUCAUUUGCCCGACAUCAAAUUCUUCCCCAAUGUCUAUUCGUUGCUCAAAGUCCUCUGCAUCCUGCCCGUAAUGAAGGUGGAGAACGAAAAGUUCGAAAUCGGCCGAAGGCGCCUGAAGGCCUACUUGAAGAACACAUUGACUGAACAGAGGUCCAGUAACCUAGCCUUGCUUAACAUAAACUUUGAUAUUAAGCACGACUUGGAUUUAAUGGUGGACACCUACAUCAAGCUGUAUCCCGACAAAGUGAAGGAUUCAGAAGAAUUCAUUCCACUGUCAGAAAGCGUGGAAGAGACUUAACGGGAUUGGAGGGGAAGGGGAUUCGAACCCUUGCUUCUGUUUCUGGAUACUUGUUUUGCCUUUAUCAGGAGGGCGAGAGGUCAAAACUCAGAGAACUAAGGAAUCAUUUCAAAACUUUUGUUUUCGGUGUAUCUCUGCAAACAAGCAAUGAGGUACUGACCCUCGGCUUAACAUUUUUGAAAAAUGUGUUGAUAUGCUCAGAUGUACCAUGCUCCCAUUUUUUAAAAUAAUGUAUCUGGAUUUGUAAAAACAUGAUCGCCAUAUUGGAACAAUUGAUAUGUCUACUUCGUCUUGUCCUGCUUAGCCUAAUAGUUUUAUGUUGCCACUUUAAGAAAAUGCCCAUUGCAAUGGCUACAGAUUCUCUCACUGAAGUAAGGACAUGUUUCUGAAAGAAAAUGAAAUAAAUAUUUCAGCAUUUUGAUUACCUGUUCUUUUUUUGCCCUGCUAAGCAAGGAACCCAUUGUAAAUGUAUGGAUUCCAACAAACUAUUGGGAUAGUUUUGGUGAAUCAAGUGUAGCACUCAAUCUAGUUCUUUUUGUGCCUCCCAGGUUCUUUACUUUAGCCCCCAAAUGUCCUUAGAUGUUUUCUAAGGAUUGUGAGGAUGGUCUUCACCACAUUUUGGCCUUCUCCAACCAUUUUAGGCCUAGGAAAGGACUUUCAUGGAGGCAAAACAAGAAAUAAAUCAGAAGUAACUUCCAAUUUUGAAAAAAAAUGGCCCCUCCUGAGCCUAAAAUAGCUUGAGGGAGGUCCUUAAAAUAUGGUAAAAAUGCCCCGAGGGGUCUUUGGUGCCAAUUUAUUUUGCAGUGAGGUAAAGGAUACAGCCCCCCAAAGUCUCAGUAAGGGCUAAUGGGCUCCUUCAUACCUCCCAUAGUUGUCCACCCCAUUUUGAAGGUUGACCUAAUCUAUAUAUUGGAUUGGAUUGUUGUCAAAGUCUUGACAUCCUUUCCAUGUCCAUGUUCCACAGAGAACUUGGAAGAGUUUCAACAAAACUCACAGUCCACAUAAGCACAACCUACUCAUUUCAAAAGGCUCUUCUUGGCUCUGUCAAGGGGAUUUGCUCUUCAGUUUGGAGGCAGCUCCAUACUUGAUCUAGGAUCUUUGGCCAUUGCAUCCCCUGCCUGGUGACCAUUUUUGAACUGCUUUUAUGAGCAAAUGAGAACUACUUUCAGAAAUUAAACUAUCUUGUCAUUGUUUAACAAAAGAAUAAAAAACAAAAGUGAUAUGCAGGGAACUUCCAGAACUCUGCUCUGCCGUAGACCUCUGUGUAAGUAUUUAGUAGCUUCCCUCUUGCCUUCUAAACAGGAAUCGUGAACUUAACUCUGGCAGAAAAUAAGAGGGUGUGUUUUUUGUUUGUCUUGUUUAUUAUUGGUUUUGUAUGUAGAUGUCAUAUGGACAGUUUUUUUUCUGCUGAUAUUUUUGAGGAAAUGUUUUUGUAUAGUUUUAUUUCCAUGAAGAAUAAAAUGUGAAUUUCUUAAA